AUGGGGUGGAAUGAGUGCUUUCGUUUUGAAAGGGAUUUUGGGAGAGAAGAGGAGCAGUAUGUUGGGCACACGCAGUGGGGAGCCAGGGGACUGAGACUAUGUGACAGACAGCUAAGCCGAGGCUGGGCAGGCUGGGGUAGAGCCCUCCAUGUCCAUGUGAGUAGGUCUCAGAAUCAUACGGCUGUGUUCUCCAUCAUAGCUGCUUUGGCCAGCGGGCCACCACCCUCCCACUCUCCCCCUGCAGAUGCAGUGAGCUGGGCCCAAGGACACCCCAGCCACCCUGACACACCUCCCAACAUCUACGAGGGGGGACUGGGGACCCAGCAGCAGCAGUGCCCCAGUGCCCAGGGAAGCAAGCCCAAGAACUUCCGGCUGCGCCACCUCCGGGGCCUGGCUCUCUACCUGCCAGGUCACAUGCAGCCUGCAGGCCAGUGUGAGAGUCACUGGCUGGGCCGGCUCAUGGCGGGAGGCUGCCUGCCACAGCCUGAGGGCACACCCUGGUCCCUGGACUUGCCACAGGGGACUCUGGGCCCAGGUAACAGCCAUUGCUCAGCCCUUCUGGAAGCCCAAUUGCCCAGGGACAGCCUGGGAAACACAGCUUCCAGCUCCAGCAUGGACCCAGCCAAGGGUGCCCCUUCCCAGCCCAGUCCCCCUGAGGGCUUGGGGCUCAGGCCCAAAAGGUCUUGGGGGGCCUCGGAAGAGGCCAUGUGUCCCUUGUGCAAGAAAACCCGCUCUGGGGCCCUGGAGAGGCUGUAGGGAUCCUGAGUGCCAGGUGUGGGGACAGGAGGAGAAAGAUGGCCAAGGAGGCUGGUCCAAAUCAGAAUGGCUCAGCCCCCAACAGUGGCCCCCCUGCACACUGAGAUGGCCCAGGCAGCUGUGUAGCACCAGAGCCUGUGCCAGCCUAGGGAUGUGUGAGGGGGGAGGGAGGACGACGCCCCAAGGGAGGGACAGAAGAAAUAGAAGCAUGGCUGUGCCCUUGCAGCCUGCUCAAACUCAAGUCAGCCACUUGAUGCUGGGAGGCAGGGCCAAGCAGAGAAUCUGUUCCAGAGAGGCCUGGGAACCCUCAGGUCUAAUCUCAAUAAAAGCCAAGGCCUGCACCUUCUUGUCAGUCUGUCUGCCAUCAUGCCAGUUCAGAAAAAUAGCCUGUGUGGCCCCCAGGGCUGGGUCUGCAGCACUCCCACCCUGGGAUCUUAAGAGUAGGCAGAGCUUCAACAUGCCUUGUGAGGAGUGUCAGUCUAGGCGAAGGGGCAAAAAGGACAAAAAAGGCCCGGAACUAGGGACAGACCAAGGAAGGCCAGGCAGUUAAGGGAAGAGAGUAGCCCAGGCAGAACUGUUGGCUUGGAGCCCAGGCUGUCUCUCUGGGGGUGUGAGUUCACUGCUCUGUGGACCUCAGCCCCUCCAGGCAGGACAAGCACAGCCCUCUCCUCUCACUGGCCUGGCUCCAGGCCUCAGGGCGUGAGAUUCCUCUACCCCAGUGUCUCAGCCUUGCAGGCGAACUUUGGAGACCAAGCCAUUCUUUCCUGUGUGUUGGAAGAUGUUUAGCAGCAUUUCUGGCUCCUACCUGCUAGGUGUCAGUACUGGUUUCCUGAAACCUUUGGUUUCGACUCCUUUGGGGGUUGAAUGACCCUUUCACAGGGGUCACCUAA
Otolemur garnettii (small-eared galago) is the source of this 1646-nucleotide messenger RNA. RefSeq names its product chromosome unknown C16orf90 homolog (gene CUNH16orf90). NCBI's taxonomy places the organism in Eukaryota, Metazoa, Chordata, Mammalia, Primates, Galagidae. The transcript has 3 exons. Bases 1 to 756 code for a protein of 251 amino acids. The record is from RefSeq and is a predicted model, not a curated record.